AUGUCGAAUGAAAACUUAUCUCCCAAUAGUAGUAACCCAGAUUUAACUAAACUGAAUAACGGCGAAAGCGGAACUAUUGAUACCAGCAAAUUCUCGCCCAACGAAAUGAAGCUAUACAAAAUGUACGGAAAGCUGCCAUCAAAGAAAGAUAUUUUUAAGCAUACCAUGCAGAAAAGAAAAUAUUUCGACAGUGGUGAUUACGCUUUGCAGAAAGCUGGCAUUCAAAACAAUGAUCCAAUAAACUAUGGAAAGAAUAACCUGCCAUUAACAAAUCCCAGCAAACUACGAGAAGAUAUAAUAAAAAGAAGGAUAAGCACUUGUCCGUCAACUGCCUCAACCGCUGGUGUAGUAGAUAAUGCGACGUUGAUACAAAAGGAGGGAAGUAUAUCGAGUGGACCACCAUCGUCUAAUAACGGUACUAUUGGAGGUGGUAGUACAAGUUCAACGCCAGUGGGGAACCACAGCUCUUCGUCGUCCAGUUUGUAUACUGAAUCACCCAUUAGAUAA
Molecule: messenger RNA, 507 nt
Organism: Saccharomyces cerevisiae S288C
Lineage: Eukaryota; Fungi; Ascomycota; Saccharomycetes; Saccharomycetales; Saccharomycetaceae
Gene: IGO1
Product: phosphatase regulator
Exons: 1
Coding region: 1-507 (168 amino acids)
Source: RefSeq, marked reviewed